GCCUUUUACUCACGCGCACGUUAGCAUCACCCACCAUCUCAUAAAAAUCAAGUCUUUGUUUACAGUCAAUCCGUUAUCAUACAUACAUACACACCCGCCAUAUCUCUCUCUCUCUCUCUCAUCUCUCUCUCUCCCACAAUGUCCGGUCGUCGGAGACACAGCUCCGACAUGAUGAGUACACCUGACCGUUUUAGUUAUCCUCCGUCACCGUCACCCAGCUCCUAUUCUACCUACUCGUCGGAAAAGUCAACUUCUGGCCGAAGCCGAGUCAAAGGUGCUGCAAGAUCCGUUGCCGGAGUUUUUGUUGCUUGUUUUUCUCCGCCGGAUGAGGACUCGAAUCACCAUAGCUCCUCCGCGUACGGUGGUUCUGAUGCAUUCAGUUCAACAUCAGAUGUUUCGGGGGCUUCUGAUUCCACUGAAGGAAAGAAGCGUGGAACGGCUCGUGGUAUAUACGCAACUCAGAACGACUCUACACGCAUGAGAGAACCGGGAAGUAUUAAAUUCACUCUGGCGGAAAUCACCGCGGCGACGAAGAACUUCUCUCCGGCUCUUAAAGUUGGUCAAGGCGGAUUCGGGACUGUGUAUAAGGGUCAGCUUAAAGACGGAACCCUCGUGGCCGUGAAACGUGCCAAAAAGAGUGUGUAUGACAAAAAUCUAGGAGGGGAGUUCUUGAGUGAAGUUCAGGCGUUAUCAAAGGUAGAACAUUUGAAUCUGGUGAAGUGUUAUGGGUAUUUGCAUCAUGGAGAUGAAAGAAUCAUUGUUGUUGAAUACGUUGCGAAUGGAACACUUCGGGAACACUUAGAGUGUUUCAACGGCAAUGUACUUAGUCUUGCCUCACGUUUGGAUAUCGCAAUCGAUGUAGCGCACGCUAUUACUUACCUACACACUUAUACAGACCACCCUAUAAUCCAUAGGGAUAUCAAGUCUUCAAAUAUCCUGCUCACCGACAAACUACGAGCCAAGGUUGCUGACUUCGGUUUUGCAAGACUAGCAGCCGAUCCAGAAUCAGGUCAGACCCAUGUGUCGACUCAGGUUAAAGGGACCGCAGGCUACUUAGAUCCUGAAUACCUCAAGACAUAUCAACUUACUGAAAAGAGUGAUGUGUAUUCUUUUGGUAUAUUACUUGUGGAGAUUUUUACAGGCCGAAGGCCCGUUGAAACAAAACGGGAACUUGAAGAGCGCGUAACAGCUAGAUGGGCGAUGAAGAAGUUUAAAGAAGGUGAUGCGAUUUCAGUAUUAGAUCCGAAACUAGAAGCAUCGGAUGCAAACGGUAUGGUUCUCGAGAAGAUUCUAGAACUGUCUUUACAUUGUGUUAACGGUCACCGAAAAAACAGGCCAACCAUGAGGAGAUGUGUUGAGGUUUUGUGGAACAUCAGGAAAGAUUACAAAGAACUGUUGGAUUGAUAUGGUGUAUUUUUUGUUCAAACGGGCCAAACAUUUUGUAGGUUUUGAUGUUUCUGUUUUGUGGGUCCCAUAGUUAAGACACGUGGAAAUGUUAUAAAGAAAGGCUUGUUUGAGGUAUGUACAUAAAAAAUGGUACAAUGAAUUGGUUUUCUUCUCAAAUUGUUGUAAUAUACUAACAUGUUUGGUUCA
This is a messenger RNA of Helianthus annuus (common sunflower), 1593 nucleotides long. RefSeq names its product calmodulin-binding receptor-like cytoplasmic kinase 2. The record is from RefSeq and is a predicted model, not a curated record. NCBI's taxonomy places the organism in Eukaryota, Viridiplantae, Streptophyta, Magnoliopsida, Asterales, Asteraceae. Gene Ontology annotation, biological process: protein phosphorylation. Gene Ontology annotation, molecular function: protein kinase activity; ATP binding. The transcript has 6 exons. The coding region runs from base 139 to 1404 and encodes 421 amino acids.